Salpingoeca rosetta is the source of this 3933-nucleotide messenger RNA. RefSeq lists its product as uncharacterized. Gene Ontology annotation, molecular function: hormone activity. The coding region runs from base 1 to 3933 and encodes 1310 amino acids. The record is from RefSeq and is a predicted model, not a curated record. The transcript is spliced from 2 exons. NCBI's taxonomy places the organism in Eukaryota, Choanoflagellata, Craspedida, Salpingoecidae.
AUGGACCAGGCCCGCCCGCCCAUUGUCCUGACGCUUGUGUUCUCCGAGCCUGUGGAUGUGGGCGCGCUCAACCACACUGCCCUUGUGUUCCAGUCCAACGCGACAGCAGCCACGUCUGCGGAGUCUUACCGCCUGCAGCACGCUCCAGCCGCUGUUGUGCCCAGCAGCAGCCAGCGCCAGGUGGCGAUUGAGCUUGCCACGGGCGAUUUCCUUGCGCUGCGGGAUGCUGCUGGCCUUGCUGUGCUGAUGCGCAGCGCGGCCACCACGUACCUGCGCUUUGAUCCUGUGCUUGUGACAGACACCAUUGGCUCGAGCGUGGUUGGCGUCUCCGUCAACAGCAGUGCUGUGGCUCCGAGCGAGUACACGGUUGACCUUGUGCCGCCGCAGCUCAGCGCGUUUGACGUUGACAUGGAUGCUGGAUUUGUUGUGCUGCGCUUCAGCGAGGACGUGAACGCGAGCAGCAUCGCUGUGGGUGCGUUUUCCCUUGUUGCCGCGCGUGGCGCGAACGUGACUGCGGAGGGUGUGACUUUUGAUGCCGCCCUUGAUGCUGCGAGCAGCACAGGCAACGCCACCCAGGUGCGUAUUGACCUGAGCGUGUCGACGCUCAACCGCGUCAAGGCUGACGCUGGCCUUGCUGUGAGCCGCAGCACGUCGUUCCUGGCUGUUGCGGCAGGUGGCAUUGCUGACUUUGCUGGCAACAGCAUGCGGCAGGUUGCCUCUGCUUCUGCCGUGGCUGCGGUCAGCUAUGUCGCCGACGCAACUGGCCCUGUGCUGCAGAGCUUUGCCCUCAACAUGACCUCUGGUGUGCUGCGCCUCACCUUUGACGAGGUUGUGGCCAGGGCAACGUUUGAUGCGACGCAGGCCCGCCUGGUCAACGCCGCCACGGGCGCGACUGUGGCUGUUGCGCUGGAUGCGGUGGCUGUGGACGCCCCAGCCGCCAACAGCACGACCCUUGGCUUCACCCUGACCCAGGCUGCCGCAAACGACGUACGCACUCAAGCUGGCCUCGGAACGACGGUGGACAACACGUACCUGCAGUUGCUGGCAGGUGCCAUCCGCGAUGCGGCCGGCAACGCAAACUUGCCCGUCACAGCCAACGCAACAGAGGUUGUGCAGGAUUCGACCCCCGCACGCCUGCUCGCGCUGUCGCUGAACAUGGACAGCGGCGUGCUGAGCCUGUCGUACAGCGAGCCCGUGCAAGCCCUCACGCUGGUGCCUGCUGCCAUCACGCUUGCCCGCGCUGCCAACAGCACAAGCACGUACACGCUGGCACACAGCACGGUUGUCACCUCCGGCUACACGCAGGUCGUCGACGUGGCGCUUGGUGCUGAGGACAUCACGGCGCUGAAGCUGGCGGGCAUUUGCCUGUUCCAGGACGCGUGCGCCGUGUCUGCCAACGGCACCCUUGUGCAGGAUGCCACUGGGGCAUUUGUGCCUGCUGUUGCGGAUGCGGAGAUCAACGACGUGUUUGUGGCUGACCAGACAGCCCCGGCGCUUGCCGACCGCGGCUUCUUGUACUUUGACCUGAACAACGGCACAAUUGCGCUCAGCUUCACAGAGGUUGUGAACGUGACCUCUGCGCGGCCCACGCGCAUCACGCUGCAGUCGUUCUUCGAGAGCCCAGAGGCCAGCUACACGCUGACUGGCGGCCGCGUGCUUGGCGGCUACCACAGCGGGCCCGGCUCGACGGUUGUGCUCAUUGCCCUUUCCACCAGCGACCUCAACGCUGUCAAAUCUAACCCAGACAUUUGUCGUGCGCGUUCAACGUGUUACCUGUCUGCUACGGCUGGUGUUGUGGACGAUCUCAAUGCAAACUCCGCACACCCAAUCAGUGAGACAGAACCAUUUGUGGCAGCACAGGCAUUUGUUACUGACACGACGGCACCGGGGCUUGUGUCCUUUGGCAUUGACAUCGAGGCGGGCACAGUGGCACUGACGCUUGAUGAGAGCAUUGACAGCGUGAGUCUGCACGCAACCGGCAUGACGCUGCAGACAGCCAUGUGGGCAAAGCGGGGCCGCCAGGCAUUGGCGUUUGUCGCCGACACAGCUGCCCCGGCGCUUGUGUCCUUUGACUUCAACCUCACUGCUGGCGAUCUCGCUCUGACCUUCUCUGAGCCUGUCAACGCCAGCACGGGCGACUUCGCCCGCAUCCAGCUGCGCGCCGCUGCAAACGCAACCGACGCUGCCCUCACGCUGUCGCUGACUGGCGGUGCGCUGACGCAGAGCGCCGACGACCGCGUGCUGUACGUGCGCAUGACUGCAGCCGACUUCCUCGCCCUGCAGGCCAAGCGCGCACUGGCCACAAACGCCUCAACGACGUUUGUGUUUGUGGACGGGCUGCUGGACGACUACUUUGGCAACACGCUGGCGGCCGCGGAUGCGACUGCCCAGCAGGUGGCCGUGUUUGGCGAGGACACGCGCGCGCCGACGCUCGUGUCUGUCUCGCUUGAUCUUGAUGCGCGCACGAUGAGCAUGGUGUUCAGCGAGGUGCUGGUGGGCCCUGGCCUGCCAACUGUCGGCAUCACGCUGCUUGCAUCGCCCGGCAGCUCUGCGGGCGUUCGCCUUGACAUUGGCGAGCGGCUUGUUGUCUCGGGCACCCAUGCCACGCUGAGCAUUGCUGCGGCCGAGGCAAGCGCCAUCCAGGCCCAGGCCGGCGUGGUCAGCAACGACACUGCCUUUGUGUCGCUCGAGGCUGGCGUGGUCCUUGACCUGAGCGCCAACCCGUCCACCGCCAUUGCGUCCGUAGAUGCACGGGCUGUGCUUGCCUUCACUGCAGACACCACCGCACCUGCGCUGACCAGCUUCACGCUGGACAUGGAUGCUGGUGUGCUGAACCUCACCUUCUCGGAGCCAAUCAACACCACCUCUGUGGCUGUGCCACGCUUCGUUGUUGUGCGGGAGGCUGGCGCCGCACCCGUUGCAAAUGUCACGCUGGCAGCCUCUGCUGUGCUUUCGUCGCAGCUUGGCCGCCAGCUGGCGCACGUGAGUGUUGUGCUUGCCCGCGCCGACCUUGACGCGCUCAAGCUGGAUGCCAGCCUUGCCACUGCGGCCAACAGCACUCGCCUUGUCGUGCUGCCCAACGCCGCCACAGACACGGCCGGCAACGCUGUUGUUGAGGUGCCUGUGGCGUCUGCCAGGGCAGUUGCAGCCUACACUGCUGACACGACCAGCCCGGAGCUGACGGCGUUUGACCUCAACAUGACGUCUGGCGAGCUUGUGCUUGAGUUCUCAGAGCCGGUCCUUGCAUCGUCGCUGGACCUUUCUGCUCUGGUCCUGGCCAACGACACGGACGCUGCCUUUGCCGUGCGCACUGCGCUGGACAACGGCACUGCCUCUGCUGUGGAUGGCACUCAGCUGCGCAUCACGCUCUCUGUGAGCGUGGUUGAUGCCAUCAAGCUUGCUGCCAACACUGCGCAGGCUGCCGCCGCCACCUUCCUCGACGCAAGCGGCGCGCUUGUCGCUGACAUGGCCGGACAGCCCUCUGUCGCUGUGGCUGCGCUGCCUGUGCGGGUGCUCGCGCCAGAUGCUGUUGCGCCCGUGCUUGUGUCCUAUGGCGUGCGCAUGGACCAGGCCCGCCCGCCCAUUGUCCUGACGCUUGUGUUCUCCGAGCCUGUGGAUGUGGGCGCGCUCAACCACACUGCCCUUGUGUUCCAGUCCAACGCGACAGCAGCCACGUCUGCGGAGUCUUACCGCCUGCAGCACGCUCCAGCCGCUGUUGUGCCCAGCAGCAGCCAGCGCCAGGUGGCGAUUGAGCUUGCCACGGGCGAUUUCCUUGCGCUGCGGGAUGCUGCUGGCCUUGCUGUGCUGAUGCGCAGCGCGGCCACCACGUACCUGCGCUUUGAUCCUGUGCUUGUGACAGACACCAUUGGCUCGAGCGUGGUUGGCGUCUCCGUCAACAGACGGCGCUGUGGCUCCGAGCGAGUACACGGUUGA